Trypanosoma cruzi is the source of this 843-nucleotide messenger RNA. RefSeq lists its product as uncharacterized. The record is from RefSeq and is a predicted model, not a curated record. Lineage: Eukaryota; Euglenozoa; Kinetoplastea; Trypanosomatida; Trypanosomatidae. The transcript has a single exon. The coding region runs from base 1 to 843 and encodes 280 amino acids.
AUGAUGUUGGAAUCGUCGUCGUUGGUGGAGCGGGAGAACGAGAAUGCCACGCAGGCCAGCGUCGAAAUGCUGCGGCAGGAGCUCAUUAGGAAGCAGGCUGAAAUUGACUCGCUCCGCCUCUUCCGGAAAGAGAACAAUUACCUGCGGGAAAAGGUUCUUGCGCUCUCCGACCGGGUUGAUCUGCUGACGGUAAAAUGGACGGAGCCUGCCACGAGUGGUGAAAUCGCACUCCGGGCACAGCUGCUAGCGUACCAGCGACACAGCCGUGUGCAUCAGGAAGAAUUGGAUCGCAAGGAAGAGACAAUUGUUGAGCUGCAGGGGAAAGUGGAGCAGCAGGAGGAUGAACUUCUUAUUUUCAAGCGACGCUGCGAGAUUCUUUUUGGGCGCCUUUGCACGGCUGGUGCAGUCUCACCUGUCAAGAACAGGGAGGAGUCAACAGGUGUUGGAACGCCAGGAACGGUUUUCACGGACGAAGACGACCCGACAAGUUUUUGGUCACUCAUCCGCAAGCUUCGCGGGGUGGAGAUGGAGCUAGACACGCUGCGCGAGAGGUUUGUUUCUCUCCAAGAGGACUACGAACGACGGGGGGUUCUUGUAGCCGCCAUGCGGCGUGAAAACGCGGCACUUCGUGCUUCGGUCUCUCAGCUUAUACAGCAGGUACGGCAGUCGGCUGCGUUGCAGUUGGGGGGCGGCAUGGAGAAUGGUGCAACCAAGCCCCAAAUGGAGGCAGGGGAGCAACGGAAUGACAAUGCCGUGGAUGCCCAUCCAAAGCUGUUUGCACUCCUCACACAGAAGGAGGAGAAGCUGAACACAAAUAAACACGGUGAUUCGCAGGGCGAGUAA